AGACCCAACCCCGUAUCCCUCUCUCCUCUGGGAGAAGGAAAAGGGAAGGAAACAGACAGCCGUUGAGCACCAGUGGCAUCCUGAGCUCCGCUUCUACCACUUCCAACCUGUCAAGAAGUAAAACUCGCUAUCGGACCAAAGCUGUGAGCUCUGAGGUGGAUGAGAACCUCUUCGGAGUGAUCAAGCCCUUAUCACAGGCCCCCAGUGACAGCCCCAUUGUGCUGCUCCGAGAUAAGCAUGCCAUUCAGAGAUCUCUCACUGCACCGAGAAUGGACCACAAGCCAGAGACCAUUCAGCUAAUCACUCGGGACAUGGUCCGGGAGCUCAUUGUUCCCACAGAGGACCCCUCUGGGGAAUCCCUCAUCAUCAGCCCCGAGGAGUUUGAGCGGAUCAAAUGGGCAUCCCACGUCCUGACCAGGGAAGAACUCGAGGCCAAAGAUCAGGCCUUCAAGAUGGAGAAGGAAGCCAUCAUGGAUGCAGUGACAACGCGCAAGAAAAUCAUGAAACAGAAAGAAAUGGUGUGCAAGAACAACAAGAAGCUCAGCGACCUGGAGGAGGUAGCCAAGGAGAGGGCCCAGAACCUCCUGCAGAGAGCCAACAAGCUGCGGAUGGAGCAGGAAGAGGAGCUCAAGGACAUGAGCAAGAUCAUCCUCAAUGCCAAGUGCCAUGCUAUCCGGGAUGCCCAAAUCCUGGAGAAGCGACUGAUCCAAAAAGAAUUGGAAACAGAGGAGAAGCGCUUGGAUCAGAUGAUGGAAGUGGAGCGGCAGAAAUCCAUUCAAAGGCAGGAGGAACUGGAUAGGAAGAGGAGAGAGGAAAGAAUCCGAGGAAGACGGCACAUUGUGGAACAGAUGCAAAAGAACAAGGAAGAACGAUCGCUGCUUGCUGAGCAGCGGGAGCAGGAGAAGGAGCAGAUGCUGGAGUACAUCGAACAGCUCCAAGAGGAGGAUCUAAAGGACAUGGAACGAAGACACCAAGAAAAACUGAAGAUGCAAGCAGAGAUUAAGCGCAUCAAUGAUGAAAACCAGAAACAGAAAGCCGAGUUGCUGGCUCAGGAGAAAUUGGCAGACCAGAUGGUGAUGGAGUUCACCAAGAAGAAGAUGGCUCGAGAAGCAGAGUUUGAGGCUGAGCAGGAGAGGAUCCGGAGGGAGAAAGAGAAGGAGAUCGCCCGCUUGAGGGCCCUGCAGGAGAAGGCCCAGGAUUACCAGGCAGAACAGGAUGCCUUGCGGGCCAAGCGCAACCAGGAGGUUGCCGACAGAGAAUGGCGCAGAAAGGAAAAGGAAAACGCCCAGAAGAAGAUGGAAACAGAGGCCAUGCUGAGGAAGAGCCGGCUGGAACAGGUGGCUUUCAAGGAGCACGCUCUGGCUGUUCAGGUGCAACGGGACCGGGAUGAAUUCGAGAGGAUUCUUCGGGCCCAGAGAGAACAGAUAGAGAAGGAGCGGCUGGAGCAGGAGAAGAAGGCCACAGGACGCCUGCAGCACGCCAAUGAGCUAAGGCGCCAGGUGCGUGAGAACCAGCAGAAGCAGGUGCAGGACCGGAUCGCUACCUUUGAGGAGGGCCGGCGCCUCAAAGAGGAGGCCCAGAGGCGGCGUGAGCGCAUUGAUGACAUCAAGAGGAAAAAGCUUGAAGAGCUGAGAGCCACCGGCCUUCCUGAGAAGUACUGCAUUGAAGCUGAGCGAAAAGCUAAUAUCCUGCCAGUCACCUCUGUGAACUGAGGGGGCUUCUGUGUCCUGAGGAGGCCUCUGUGUCCUGAGGGGCGCCUUCGGAGGACAGAUUCUGCCCAGUCUCCUGGUGUCUUUAUUUGCUGCUAGCCUAGACAUUUCAUAGUUACAGAUUAAAUCUAUUCUUU
This is a messenger RNA of Trichechus manatus latirostris (Florida manatee), 1846 nucleotides long. It is a transcript of the gene CFAP45, whose product is annotated as cilia and flagella associated protein 45. Lineage: Eukaryota; Metazoa; Chordata; Mammalia; Sirenia; Trichechidae. Bases 270 to 1712 code for a protein of 480 amino acids. The transcript is spliced from 12 exons. The record is from RefSeq and is a predicted model, not a curated record.